AUGCUCGAUAGUGUAGCCACUGAGGAUAUGAAGCCGGACGAGUGGGCGGCUUUGUCGCUUGCGGUUCAUCAACGUCGACGCGAAACUUUCCACGAUAUCGAAGCUCGGAUCGCGGAACUUACGUAUCGCGUUCGUUUGGGUCUCGGGAACUAUGACGGACUCAAUGGCAGCGUGAAUACCGGUACAAACCCGGAUCUCAGAUGUCCUCCGAACAUGUUCCGGUUUACGGAUCUGCUACUGGUUCUGACAAUGCGAGUGUUGCCAUUGGAAAGUCUCACAGUUCAGGAAAAAGUGGAUGAGUUGGCGAUGAGAGGAUACGCUUUUCGUCAUCGGAAGGCGAUUAUUAUCCAAUCAGCUUUCAGGAUGUCCCGAGUCCGUCGUCGGAUGAAGAGUAAGAUCCGAAUGGCGAGACGAGCGACCAAAACGACUCUAUCACUUCGAAUUACACUACCGACACUGUUGCUACCAAGUCUUUCGAUACGCAGUGCCACACCCGAACGAGCACGAGCACCAGCUACAGUGGCUCCGAUCCUGUCUGAACAUUUAGAGUUGCAACCUGAAGCGAGCGACGCCAGAAAGUGCUCUAUCUAG
This is a messenger RNA of Phytophthora infestans T30-4, 591 nucleotides long. RefSeq lists its product as uncharacterized. The transcript is spliced from 2 exons. Gene Ontology annotation, molecular function: protein binding. Bases 1 to 591 code for a protein of 196 amino acids. The record is from RefSeq and is a predicted model, not a curated record. Lineage: Eukaryota; Oomycota; Peronosporomycetes; Peronosporales; Peronosporaceae.